Cylindrotheca closterium is the source of this 420-nucleotide messenger RNA. NCBI's taxonomy places the organism in Eukaryota, Bacillariophyta, Bacillariophyceae, Bacillariales, Bacillariaceae. The record is from the annotation of a GenBank genome assembly.
AUGAUGAUCAAAUCCUUCCUCACGAUACUAGUUCUAUCAGUCUGUCAGUUCUACGGAAAUGCCUUUGUCACUCCUUCGAAUACCAAGGUUCCAGUGAGCAUAGUAUCUCGUCCACAGCAGCAGCAGCACUCUCCACUGUUCCUUUCGGAUGACAACAAUAGCAACAACAACAACAGUAGCAGUGACGAAGACCGCUUACGUGCGUUGGGAUACUCGGAAGAUGAAAUUCGAAGAAGCAAAGAAAAGGAUGCAGGUCCACCCCGAGAGGUUCGAGUGGAUCUGGUGAAUGAUAUCGAUGCCACCACCCUUACAUUCGUGGGUUUUGGCUUGAUUGCCUUUAAUUUCUUCGUAUUGGCCAACGCUGGGGAUGGUGGUAUUGCUGGAGUCGUAGCGUCCAUCAUAAACACCAUGAAUAAUUGA